Messenger RNA from Gossypium arboreum, 1858 nucleotides. RefSeq lists its product as uncharacterized. Lineage: Eukaryota; Viridiplantae; Streptophyta; Magnoliopsida; Malvales; Malvaceae. Gene Ontology annotation, cellular component: nucleoplasm. The transcript has 10 exons. The record is from RefSeq and is a predicted model, not a curated record. Gene Ontology annotation, biological process: mRNA splicing, via spliceosome; regulation of mRNA splicing, via spliceosome. Gene Ontology annotation, molecular function: mRNA binding; N6-methyladenosine-containing RNA reader activity. The coding region runs from base 408 to 1577 and encodes 389 amino acids.
CGAUUAAACUGUUCUCCCCAAGUGCAUGGCUGAGGCCUCAGGGCAAUUACAGCCCAAAUAUAGAACCUGGAACUGAGAAGGCCCAGUUUAAAUCUAAUUUGCGCGCAUUGUCUGUGAUUCACGAACACACGCAACAUUCUCCGAUCUGUCCACCUUCAGCCGAAACCAACAUAAAGCAGCUGCUGGAUCGCCAAUCUCAAGACCCGCAAAUGGGAAAAAAUAAAGAGGCAAGGCCAAGACACUAAUACAUAGCCAAUCACUUGGUACCUCCACUUCCACUUCCACUUCAACUUCAGCUUCAAUUUCAACACUCCUGUUUUGCUUUCUGUUUGGUUUUCCCUCUUAAACAGAGUCUGGCUUGAUUUCUUUUUCAUUAAUCUGCAUUGUGAUUGGAGGUGAAUAAGGAUAUGUCUUCUGAUACUGCAAGAGAAAAUGCAUCUGUAGUUGAUUCAUCGGUGACUGAAUGGAAAAAUGACAUGGGAAAUUCAGAUGAUUUAGAGAAUGAGGAUGGCUAUCUCUUUAAGGCACAAGACCUAGAGCAUUCUCAUGUGGCAGAGAAAAGGGGCAAAUUGUGUAAUACAAGAUAUUUCAUCAUUAAGAGUUUGAACCACCAAAAUAUUCAACUAUCAAUUGACAAAGGAAUUUGGGCUACUCAAGUCAUGAAUGAACCAAUUCUAGAAGAUGCUUUUCAUAAUUCUGGUUGUGUUAUUUUAAUAUUUAGUGUCAACAUGAGUGGUUUCUUCCAAGGUUAUGCCCAAAUGAUGUCUUCUGUUGGAUGGAGGCGAGAUAAUGUUUGGAGCCAAGGAAGUGGUAAAGGUAAUCCUUGGGGCCGCAGUUUUAAGGUCAAAUGGCUCUGCUUGAAUCACCUGCCUUUCCAAAAGACUCUACACCUUAAGAACCCAUUGAAUGACUACAAACCUGUCAAAAUCAGCAGGGACUGCCAGGAAUUACCUCAAGAUAUAGGGGAAGCUCUUUGUGAGCUCCUUGAUAUGAGUAAUGAUGUGGAUGUUUUGCUGAAAAGUUAUACCAGGGAUGAUCUAGCUUCAAAGAGGCCUUGCCUAGAACAUCCAUAUUCUUUAGGAGAUCAAGAUUAUAGUGUGCCUCCGCUGCAUGUGCCUUGGCCUGGUACACCCAUGCCUUACAAUCCCUUCCUCUAUCAGCAUCAGGCGGACCCAAAUAGAUUCCAUUUAACACAUCCGCAUACUUUGGCCACUGAGUAUUUUCCUACCAGUAUGGGAACAUCAAAGGUUGCAAGUAUGAAAAAUUCUCGCAUCAACAGAAAUCUCACCAAUCUACAAAUAAACCAUGAUAUGUCUACUCAAUUUGAUGCUUGGUGUUUAUGUGCAGAAAGCCCACUUGCUAGUACCUUGACUGAGGAUGAUUUCCUUGAAAUGACAUAUGAAGAGUACCUAGAAGCUCAUGGCAGAACAAGCAAACAACUAUGCCGCCCUGUCAGUGUGAUGAUACCAUCUCCGACAGUGCAAGAGUCAACAAGUGGAAAGCAUGGAGAUGAUUCAAACACAAGUUUGGUAACCGACCGGCGCCAUUCUCGUAAGAGGACACAUAACUUGUCCUAGAUUGUUUCUAGCUCCAGUGCUUGAGAGAUCGUGGUUUUUUUUUUCCCGUCCAUUAUCAUCUGGUGGAGCUCAAAUUGACCUCAAGGUGGUUAUUAAGUGUAAGUAAAAAUUGUUAAUUGAAUCUGAUACUUGAGAAUUGAGAUACAAUUUAGACACAUAAUUUUGUCAUGUUGUACACAUUUAUGUACUCUAUUCUAUGAACUGAUUGUAGUAUUUUUACAAGGGGCAACUUGCAAAUUUGUACAGAAAUCAAUGGCAAUGUCAUGCCCCAACUUUUAACA